Cylindrotheca closterium is the source of this 399-nucleotide messenger RNA. NCBI's taxonomy places the organism in Eukaryota, Bacillariophyta, Bacillariophyceae, Bacillariales, Bacillariaceae. The record is from the annotation of a GenBank genome assembly.
AUGACUAAUCCCAACAGAAAUAACAAUACUAGUUUCAAACAAGAUGCUUCCGCCAACUCAGCAACAACACCAAGUAUCUCGUCCCCGCUCCCGUCAGAUUCUCUGAUCGACAUGAUCCUUUUGGGGGCAGCAGCACAAGAAACAAAUAUGCCAUUCUUACCACAACCACCAAGGAUGACCCAGCAUAUACUACUCCCAACAACGCCGUCGUUCUAUACUUGGAUGGACGAGAGACAAGAACAGCACCAGAACCUCCAAGAUAUCCUCUCGACGGCGAUUGACAUCAUGGAACAAGAAGAGGCCGUUCCUAUGUUGUUACAUCGAGGGCGCCACUCCUCCAGAGGUGCGCUCCUAGAAUCCCGCAGAUCAAGAUUUUUGAAGGAUUCGAAGAAACAGUAA